CUAGAACGUAAGAGAUAUGAUUGAUGAUGAAGCCUUGGGAGUCAUUGCCAAUUUUCUCGGCAUCUUGAUUUUUGCUUUGGUUAUAGCUUAUCACUUUGUCACAGCAGACCCCAAAUAUGAAGCCAGCUAAGAUAUAUACUUUGAAUUUUAUCUCUGAUAUGUAUUCAGUUUUGCUGAUUGAAAGGUUCUAUGUAUGACUUUUUGAUGAAACUAGAAUUUGAUUGAGGCUUAUUAUACCGGCUGAAUCUU
Molecule: messenger RNA, 249 nt
Organism: Vigna umbellata (rice bean)
Lineage: Eukaryota; Viridiplantae; Streptophyta; Magnoliopsida; Fabales; Fabaceae
Product: dolichyl-diphosphooligosaccharide--protein glycosyltransferase subunit 4A
Source: RefSeq, a predicted model, not a curated record